This is a messenger RNA of Tetrahymena thermophila SB210, 4275 nucleotides long. RefSeq names its product cation channel family protein. Gene Ontology annotation, biological process: monoatomic ion transport; transmembrane transport. The transcript is spliced from 5 exons. Gene Ontology annotation, molecular function: monoatomic ion channel activity; nucleic acid binding; zinc ion binding. Gene Ontology annotation, cellular component: membrane. NCBI's taxonomy places the organism in Eukaryota, Ciliophora, Oligohymenophorea, Hymenostomatida, Tetrahymenidae. The record is from RefSeq and is a predicted model, not a curated record.
AUGUUUUUAGUUUUAAAAAUUAAUAAAUAAUAAAAGUUUGAUAAUAAAAAAUAUAAUAAUAUGAACCAAAAGUUAGAAGAAUCAAGUAAAUAAAACAUGAAAUUUUCUAGCAAGUUUUUCUAAUAAAUGCCUGUUGAUUAGAAUAAAUCACUAAAAGAAACUACAGAUAUACCAUUUUAUAUUUCUUGUUUAAGAUAAAGAUUUGGAAUAGAUUAAAAUAAACCUCAUUAGGCACAUAAUGGAGAUAUUUAAAUAUCAUAUUAAACCAUUCUAGAUGAAAUGAACUAAUCAUUUAAAGAAGUUAAUAAUAAUAACUUAGUAUUAAAUAAGACCUUUUAACCCUUAACAUAAAGCACCUAACUAAAAGACGAACAUGUGAACUGUUAGCCACAAUCAAAAUAUAGCCUGUUUGAGUAAGAGUGUAGAAAAGUAUAACCAUUUGAAGAUUAAAAAAAUGAAAGUUCUUUUAACUAAGAUAUUGCUAAUUAAUAGCAUAAACUUUAGAGUUAAGAAAAAGAAUGCAGCGAUAUUUUUGAACAAACUCAAUAAGUUUCUUUAGAUUCUAAAAUAAUUGCUCCAUUGAGCGAAUUUAAAAAAUCAUCCACUAAUACAGAAUAAAAAUCUAAUUACCCAUAUAAACGCAGUUAAACACUAAUUUAAGAUGAAAUCAUCUAUGAAAAAAACCUAAAAAAGCUUGGCACGAAGGUAAAUACUAUGUUGAAAAGUUAAUAUUAAAACUAAAAAGAGUUUAAUUUUGAGCAAAAAUAUAAGUAGAAUUUCGAAAAUGGAAGAAAUAUAAUAAGUAGACUUUUAAAUAAUUCAAUGAAUAAGAUUAUGAGAAUAAGAUAAAAUGUCUAAAAUUUUGUUGAAAUACUAAAAAUAAGGCAUUCUAAUAGAAGAUUGUGCGAUCUAAGCGAAAAAGAAUACUAAAUUGUAAACGAUUUAUCAUAUUUUUAUAGUUAGAAAAAAAUAAAAAAUGGACAAAUCUUAAAAGUUUUCGUCUUUUUACUAAGAAUUUUAAAAUAUUCUAAAUAAAUUGCUAUAUUUAUGCCAACAGAUACUUUUAGAGUUACUUGGGAUGUGGUUCAAGUUGCUUUUACCUACAUAUUUUUUUACUUCUAUUCAAUAAUAAUAUUUUUUGAUGAAGAAAGUAUAUAAACUGGCUUUACUCAAAAAAUUAGUUUUUAUGCCUUUAUUAUUUUUUUGUUUGAUAUAUUAAUUAGUUUAAAUACAGCAUAUUUUGAUAAGGAUGCAAUUAUUACCUAGCGCAAAUUAAUUGCUAAGUAAUAUUUUUUAUCCUCAAUAUUUAUCACAGAUUUAAUAAGUAUGCUAGUACUUGCAUCAAAAAUUAUUUAUUCAAAUUCCUUAAUCAGCAAUAACAUCAAUCAUAAUUUAUUUAUCUUUGUACUUAAUUUGCUCAUUUUCUUGAAAGCAAACGGAAUUUCUCAUAAAAAGAAAAGAUUUGAUUAUAUUUUUACUUUAACAGAAAAUCAAAAGCAUGUUGGUAAACUUAUAAAUUAAUUAGCGAGUGUGAUAACAGUUGCCCAUAUAGCUUCAAUUGGAUGGUAUUUUUUAGGAACCUAAGAAUAAAAUAAUGUUGAUUACAUAAAUUGGCUAGAUAAAAUUGGUAUUUCUUCAUAUCCAUAUUAUCAAAAGUAUAUUUACUCUCUUUAUUGGUCUAUCACAACUAUGACUACAGUUGGAUAUGGAGAUAUUUCAGCAUAAAAUCCGAUAGAAGCGCUUUACAUAACUAUUGCUAUGAUUUUGUUUAGUUGCGUAUUUGCCUAUUCUAUAAAUAACAUAGGUUUUAUCCUUUAAGAAAUCGAAAGGUCUUCAAAAUAACUUAAUGACGACUUAACUACUAUCUAAAGAUAUCUAAAAAGAAAAGAAGUAAACAUACAACUUAAAAGUAGAGUGAGGCAUUAUUUAUCGUUUUUGGCAUAAGAAUAAAAAGACAGAGAUAAAUAGUAAGAAGAUAAAAUACUCUCAUCACUUUCUAAUAAACUUAGAGAUGAAAUUACAUAAGAAAUAAACUCAAAAAUUUUAAAUAGCUACUUUAUAUUUAGUUCUAAUUUCUCUCAAUCAACUAUAAAUAAGUUGGUAUAUAUCAUGAAAGAAAUUUUGGUAAAUCCAAAUGAAAUUAUUAUUUGUGAAGACAAGUGUGAUGAUUCUUCAAUAUUUUUUAUUCAGAAUGGUAUUAUUGAGAUCUUCUAACAAAAAAUAUAAAAGUCAAAUAGUGUGAAUGUUAUAAAAACUUUAAAAGAAGGCCAAGUUUUUGGUGAGAUUUCUUUCUUUUCUGGUCUUUAAAGGUAGGCAUCAGCUAGAAGUGUCAAUUUAUCGACUCUCUAUAAAAUUAACAGAGAAGAGUUUAUUGAAAUAUUAAGAGAAAACCCUGAAGAUUUUGAAAGAUUUAAAAUGAUGUAAGAUUAAAUAAUAUUUUAAAAGGAAGUAUCUAUUACUCAUUCAGAAUGCUAUAAUUGUAAGAACACUAGUCAUUUAGUAAAGGAUUGCCCUAGGACUCACAAAUAUUUUGAUAAGCAGUUUAUUAUUCUCAAAUAAAAAUUUUCAAUCUUUCAAGAAAGAGUAUUUUAAUAAAGAAUUUAUUUUAAAAACAAGAUAAAAUUCAAAAAUUAAUAUAGGAAAAAUUAAGAAGUUAUUUAGAAAUUAAAAUAUAACUUACUUUAAGAAAAUGAUGAAAAAUAUUUAAUGUUUACUCAAGACGAAAACAUAUUAACUGAGUGUACAUCAUCGCAAUAUGAAAAUGAUGAAGAUGAUGAAGAAUAUGAUAACGAUUGCAAGAAUGAAGAAUUGUCCUAAAUUUAAAUUCCUUAAAUAUUUGAUGAAAAAACAAACGAAAUAACUUAAAGUAUUCAAAAAAAACCUUAGCAAUAUGAUAAAAUAGAAAAAUAAGUAAAAAGCAUAAAUAAUGUAAAUUCAGGUAUAAUUAAUACUGAAGAAAUUGAGUAAAUAGCAAAUUUAGAAAAUUAAAUUUAAAGUUUUCAUACUAAUUUAGUAUAUGAAAAUUAAGAAUUUACAAAAACAUUCUCAAAUUCUUUCAAUUCAUAAGCUAAAGUGAGAUCUUUUGAAGCUACUGAUUUUAUUGAUACAUGUAAUGUUCAAGAAAAUAUUAAUAUGAUAUCAUAAAAAUCUUAAAAUAAGGUUUUUUAUAAAAGGGAUACUGCGACCGAAAUACAAUAAUAGUGUUUAGUAAAUUAAGAUGAUGAAGACGAUAGAUCAACUUAAAAUAAUUCUAAAAAGUUUGAUAAAUAGAAGCAAGCUCAGGCAAACAUAAAUGUGCAGUUAACAGAUUAUUUAAAAAGUCAAAUGAGAUAAGGACCUUGCUAUAGCAAUUUAAAUAAUUAAAUUUAAAAAUAAUUCACAAACUAAUCAGUUGAUGAUCAUUCUUAAAGCUAAUAUUAAGAUAAUUAAGUUUAAAAAACAAAUAAAAAAGAAUACAUUUAAAGAAAAUCAAAACAUAAUAGGCUAACUAAAGUUAAAAAGGAAUCUAUUAAAAACAAUUAAUAAACAAACUAAAGCCAAAAAGAAUUUAGGUGCUCAGUUGAGUAAAUGUUGCUAUAAAAUAUUAUUUCAAUGACUUUAAUGCAAGAUAAAAGAUCAUCUUUGCUACAACAGAAGAUCUAUGAAGUUAGUUAAGAUAAAGUAGGGUGUAUUAAUUCACUUAAUGGUCAUUCAUUUGAAAAUAUAGAAAAAAAGUCUAUUUAGUAAAUCAGUAAUAAAAGUUCAAAACUCCAUUAAAGAGAUUCAUCAUAAAAUAUAUAAUAAAAGUAAUAAUAAUAAAUGAAUUAAGUUAAUACUAAUACAAAUGAAAAUUAAUAGUUGAUAGAAAGGUUUUCUAAAUUAAUUUAUGAAAGCUAAUUACCUCUUUUACUUCAAAUGACAACAGGUAAAAGCUUUUUAUAAGAUUCUUAAUUCAUUUAAUAAAAUUCAAUGGACUAUUUUGAUAGGAUGUAAAAUUUUAAGAAAUUUUAUCCAAAAAAUAAUUUCGAUUAAGUACUGAACAAUAUAAAAACUUUGCAAUAAGAAUAAAAGAAACAAAAAAAAAAAAAAUUAGCGACAAAAGAACGCCGCUAAAAUAUUUGUUUAGGAAAUGAAGUAAAAAUAUCUAUUUUUUAAGGAAACAAUACUAACUUUAUUAGACUAAUUAAAUAAGAUUAUGAUAUAAAUUAAUACAAACCAACUUAUCUUUCUUAUGGAACUAAAAUGUAAAAAGGAGUUAACUUCCCUAUAAAUAUUAUUUAUAAAAACUAUAAUUGA